AAUUCAAUCGACAGAGAACUACCUGAGCAGCGUGGAUAGCCGGGACUACCGACUACACGCGGCAGGCGAUAUUAACGAGCGGCGAUCGAGAGAGUCACUGUGUCGUGUGCGUGAUUAUUCGGAAUAACAGACGGAGAUAUGGCAGAGGAGGAAGGAGAAGAAAAGGAGAAGAAACGGGACGGGGAAGAGAAACGAUCGCGAUGAUGACGAGUGUUCACGAGCGCACGCAUGACACUGACGCGAGUCAUGCAUCACCAUCUAGGAAAUUAACGUUGAAAUAUUAUAGACGAUGAAUGGACCCGAUAGCGAGCCAACUCGCCCGGGACGGAGUCCAGCUUCGACCACUUGCCUGCGAAAGAAACUGGCUGCCAGCCGACUCGGCGGUAAAACCAAUCGACCGAGUUCGUUGGACGGUACGUGGAUCGAUCGAAAUGGGAAAGCAGGGUGGGGUUCGAUGACAGACAUUAAUUUACUAUUAUCUAAGGACGCGAGGAGUACGCGUGGAUAUACAUAUACCGCGUGCGUGAUUUCUCCAGCCCACGUACCCACGACUCGCGAAUAGCAAUCGCGCGGAGACGAGGUAGAAUUUUUAUAACGGGUCCCCGUUUCGAUUAAAAGAGACUAAAGAGGAAGAGGAACGAAACGAUAAGCUGGUAGCAAGUGAAGACGAAUACGAGGAUCGUAGAAGGGGGGAAGAAAAAUGAUAAACGAAAACGUUGGAGUGGAAGAGAGCGAAGAGGGUGGCGGAGGGUGGCGGAGGGUGGCGAGGAAGCCGGCGGGAGACGAGCGAAGUGAAGAGGGAGGAAGAGAGAAAGGGAGAGGAAGAGAAGAAGAGAGGAAGAACGAUAUGGAAGAUAGUAGUGAGAUAUGUCUAAAUACAUAACCGUGACACGUGAUGGACGUGUUGCGGCCCCUGUCUACAGGGGUCUCGAAGAAGCCUACGGGGCCCGUACCGAUCUCCAUUUGGAUCCACGGGAUUCUGGACUUGGCACCCUGCUACGCGCCAUGCAUCAACACCCAAGAUCCAUCCCAUUAUACCUCAUCAGAAUAACAAACACGCCUUCCAUGCUAAACCAACAUUCUUUUGUUCCCAUCGAAUCCCAGGAUCCAUCAGAAUCGCCGCGAACCAUGCGCGUCAGUGACGUAUAUGUUUUCGUGUAGCCAACAGGCCAUAGGGGGUCUUCUCUCAGGCCUGCGAGAAUCUCAGAAGAUAUCGUGAAAUAUCGUCGGAUGGCAGAACCGGCGGUUCCAGACCCUCCCGAAGCUUCUCUUCGCCUCUGCGUUUCCAUAGUUUGCCGAUUUUCUAGCUCGGUUUCUUUGGUCGUCGCGCGACCACCAUUUUAUUUCAUGCCCGUAUACACCUAAGAUUAUGGCUAUUCGCUCGAUUACGUUCGCUUUAGAAGGGUAACAGAACGCCUUUUAUCAUCCCUCUCGAACGAACGUCUCGCUUUGACGACACGUUUCUAGAUGGCAGCACGCUCUCGAAUCGUCGAAGGGAUGUAUCACGUAGCUGGAAAUUGAUGGCUCGGGGGAACGAAAAACUCCGACGAUGAUAAAAUUCGAUCGGCGGGAGGAAACGUUGAAAUACGUAAAAAUGUGGUAUUUAGCGUGCAAGGCGACCGUAAUAAAUCGAACGCGCUAGGCAUUCGCGAUCACGUUGCGUAUCGAUGGUUUAGUAGCGAUCGUAAACAAUCAUAAUCGAGAUCACACGAAAUGCGAGUGACCGCGAUAACGCGUAACGCGUACGCGGAUUCGUUACGUACCACGUUUGAUCUACGAACCAGCGGCGCGUUGCAUCGUUCGUAGAGCGAACUGGAAAAACGAAAGAACGUCCGACGACCAAGUACGGACGAGAACGAAAGAAGAGCGGCUCUUUCGAUUAUUCGAGACGGGAAAUCUCUGUUUUGCGAUUCGACGCGCGCUAAUCGAUCGUGCGAAGUGGCCCGCGGGGCGACUCCUAGCUCGACCGUAACGGUGGACUUAAUUUCGCUAUUCGAAGCAACAUUGGCAAGUGGCGUGCAUCCAGCCGCGUGCACGUGUACGUAAUGUUUCCCGUCAUCAGGAAAACUCUGUGCAGUAAAAGUGUCGAAACGGUUACUACCUUUCCUUUUACGUCUCUCGACCUUUAUUCCUCGCGAAUUCAUUGCCGCGUAGAGGCAGUAAAGACCACCGCUAAUUCUUGGAAGGUAUUUCUUUCAAAGGAACAGGACGAACGAUGAAUUGGUGUUGGAAAUGGCAAACUAAAACGCGAUACGAGAGGAAAUUGGUUGGAUCGGUGUGGCGUGGCUUUCGACCGGUCGAUCCUUUAAAACGCGUUGCCGUGCAUCUUUUCAAUCGCGUUUCCGACUACUCGUCACGUCCCUUGACAGUUUACCGUUUACCUUUUUCUGUUUGCACGAGCAUCCCCGGUGCGGUUCGGCAUUGUCAGCGAACAAAGCUGCGUAACGACGAGAGGAAAGGUAAUUCGUUCGAUAGACAGACAUCGGCCGAAGCGUCGUCGUACAACGAAACAAGGAAGAGGCCGUGUUUCGUCGACGCGAUUCGACUCGACCGCGAGCGGAAAAUUUCCGUUUCAGCCGCUUCGACCAACACGAUCAGUCGCGAGAAAUUAGUUUUCUCGUUGGAAACUGUGGUGAAACGAAAGCGGCGCGCGUGCUCGAGUUCUUCCCCUGGUAACGUGGAUCGUGUCGUAUCGAAUUCCAAUCUAAUUUGCAUCGGAGGACGGAACGGUUGUUUACCCACGUAUAAGCCCGAACAGUUGCGAGCGGCUGGCAGCGUAUUUGCGCGAGGAUUUCGUCGAGGCGGUAGAGAAAGGAGCGGCCAAAUCGGCCACACCGCCUUCCUUCGUAUACCGCUCGAGGUAGGGUGGUAUCGAGGGAUCGUAGGAGGGAUUCCGAAGACGAGGCGAAGCAGGAAGGGACUGGAAAAAAGGGAGAGAUAGAGCGCGACUACCUUAUUACGCAUGCACCCUGUCUAACGAAAACGACUCGCUCGUUGACUGACUGACUGACUGACUAACUGACUGACGCCCCGUACCAUCGCUUCGCCGUGCGCGUUUAUAUUCCCGCGUUCGUACGAGACGAACGUGCGAGUAGCUGGACGGAAAUGUACGGUUGGUCGCGAAACCGUGAAAAAGUCUGGCCGAACGAGGAGAGAAUAGAUAGAGAGAAUAGACGGAAGAGUCGGUUGGAAAGGGCGGCGAUUUAUCGUGCCGAGGUAGAUGAUACUAGUUAGCGGUUUCGUAAGUGACGAGAAUCGUUCGAAAGUCACGCGCUGAAAGGAGAACAGGGGUACGAACCGGUUUACGAAAUUGACCGAGUUCAAAGGGUAUAUUUAUCCGGACAAAAAGUAGAGGACAAAGGAUGGACUGGAAUCGGGGGCAGGCAAAUGGUAUUUAACGCGCCGUGUGACUGACGCGCCGUACCGGCGUUGCAUCGGCGAGGAAUCGCGUGUCAACGUUUAGCGGGAAGAACGACGACCGUUUAGGUCGGCGUUCGAAAAGAACAGACCGUGCCCGCGGGAAUUCGCGGCCAUUGUGUCGGCCAUCUUUGAUCGGCGACUAUUACGUCGGCGGUUAUGCUCGUGACGCGAAAUGACAGGUUCUAGGGAACAUUUGGCCGACGUUGGACAUCGAUCUUGGAUUCCGCCACUUUCCGAUAUAAUAGCGGCGGCAAGAUCGGUAGGUGGACAACGGUCGAACCGCAACGUCGUUCGGAUUCGUCGAAAAGAGGUUUGAGGAUGCGAGCGAGCCGCGAAGCGGCGACGUCUAUCGGUUCGGUGAAGCGGUUCGCGUGCCUCUCGUAAUCGCUUGUCGUUCAAAUUACGUAGCUGGAUUUCGUAAAAAUAUUAGAAGACCGCGCUCGCCACAUAAUUUCCGCUAAAUGGACGACAUCUAUUUAGAAAGUAGGCAAUUUCCUCUCUCCGUGGUUCCGCUGCACGUUGUAUCCUCUUUGCCUCUGUCUUCCCCCCGAUCUUUGUCCCUGAAUGCGCUAUUUGUUCGCCACGAAUUUGCAAAUUAUCGGUGAUUUACGACGCGCGCGUUUCCUUCUUCUUCUUCGCACGCACGCACGCACGCGCGCACGCUGACCAGAUACGACGCUGUAGAAGUGCAACACACGGAGACGCUAAAGAUGCCUCGUUAGCUUGUCGGAGAUCGGUUUUCCCCGUGAACAACGUGUAUACGACAGUCCGUGAUAGAAGUCGGCUUUUCCGAUCGGGAAAAAAAAAAAAAAAGAAACGCGUUGCAUUUUGCUAGCAAAGGCAGGCGACAGGAGGAGAAUGGCUCUCCCUCGGGAGAGAUCGCGGCUUUAUACAGCCAGUUGACAUCGAAAUCCAGUGACGUAUCUAAUUGAGAGCAGUUUAACGGCGAGGGCGGAUCAGUAGGAUAAGCCGUAAGCCGACGAAGCCGCUGCACGAGAUCACCCUAGGCUUAUAACUGCCGGGGAAUCUUCUUCGGACCUCUCUCUUCCAACUACCCUCCUGCAUCGUGGUUCUGCUACGCCAAGGGUAUUGCGGCUCGUGAUACGACAGCCCUCUUGCCGUCCUUCCAGCAGACCGGCUCUCUCUUCUCCCCUUGCUGCCUCUCACCCUGGCCUCGCGUGCCCCCAGCUGCUACCCUCGCCUAUCUACCAGAGAAUCCGGCGUAAAUAAUGCCGAUUAUCCCCCCGGCAAUUGUUUUAUCGACCGAGCUGUCCCGCUCGAAGAGCAAUCUCGAAAGAGGGUGGCCCCGUUCCGCGCCUCACCUCCGACCUUUCCCCGAAUCCCAUUCCACUGACCUUACACAGAUUUACGAGUCGCUUCGCGGAGGGUGAAGACUCGAAAAGUAAAUUUCCCCGCUCGUUCGCGUAACCUCUCGCUCCGGAGAACGGCAAGAAACUCGCGCAACGUCGAACCGGCCCGUUUCGGCGAGGACGUCGCGUUCCAUCGCGCGAUCCCGCUCGCAGACGUCGCGCAUUCUCGCCAAGAUGAGUUACCUGCCGUCCCGUCGACGCGCGCGAGGAACAUCUUCUCGCUCUGCCGCGUCUUCUAAUGGAAACGACGAAAAAACGUAUCGCGGAGUAAUUCGACCGCCCCGUUCGAGAUAACGCGCGGAUACAUCGCGCCGCGUAGAUCGUGGAUAACGAGCGCGUUUAUAAUUUUCGAAGGGUACCCUUUAAUAGUUUCGGUUUGAUCGAAUCUGCGAGCUCCGCUUCCUUCGCGGCUUAAUGUAAUUCGCCGAGCCGUUCGCUUUUUGCCUGCUCGCCUCUUCCUCCCUCCCGCCAUCGGUUAAUUAUGAAAUUAUCCAGAAACAGCCACUCGCUCUCUCUCUCUCUCUCUCUCUCUCUCCUUCCUCUAGCCUCUUGAGGCAAUAUUUGAGCGCGAAUUAUGCCGGUACUCUCUUCGUCCUCCUCAUUAUCCCUUCCUACCCUUUCCCUUUCUCGCCAUUAGCUGUCUCGUCCCACCCUCGUACGUCCGUCCCCCUCUUUCUUCGUUUCUUCCGCUUCCAUUCACCUUACCACCCCGUGUCUGCCGCCUUCUUCAGCCACCGGAGAAGCUUGAUUCGGUUAACGGGUGCAGACGAACGCGACUCGCCUUCCAUCCGUUCCGUCUUGGUAACGUUCGCGCGACAUCAUCCGCUUAUUUCGAGCGUGGUUCGCAAACUCGAUUAAUAUUCUCGCAACGACACGACGACGCGACGCGACGCCACGCGACGCCACUCUCCGGCCGUCUCCUCUCUCGCUAAUUUUCCACCUUCGAUCGCGAUAGCCGAUCGUAACGAUACGCGUUCCUUUCGCCUCUCGUCACGGUGAUUUCGGUCAACGGGGGUGGAGAACUGGGUCACGCGGCGGAAACGAGCGAAACAGAGACCGGAACGAUCGUCCGUUGAUUGCCGCGCGCGCGUCCACCCUUCUAUUCGAUCGCUGCCUCCCUCCCUUUCCUCGUCCGGUCGAUCCCAACGACCGAAUAAGUCUGGCCAAUUAAAAAACUAAUUUCGAUUAGAGUCCCCGAGCGGCCAUUCGAUAUCGUGUAAGUACAAGCCGCGGGGCGCUCGUCGAGAGGGAUGAAAAAAACUGGGGGAAUCCGACGCUGCCGCGCCAUUCGGAAGGGCUAAGAAAAAAUAAGGAGGAACCGGGCAAUUUGUGCCAGUUUUCACGGCGGAAUUUUUACGAGCGACCGUUAUCGGGAGCGGUAGCUAGGUAGGAAAUAUCCUUUAGCGGUGGCUGGCACGCGCACGCUUUUCUCUCGAUUAAUCCCAUCUCGCUGCUCUUAUUUUGCCCCGCCGCCGGGGAAAACGGAACGGCUGUCGCGACGCGAUCGCCAUUGCCGGUUUCAAACCCUUGGUAGGGAAGCGUGCGUGCGUGCGUGCGAGCGAGCGAGCGAGCGAGCGAGCGAACGUGCCGUAAACACACGUUUCUAAAAUACGUUUGGUUCCGCGACGGUGGUUUAUCGAGCAAAAAAUCCGCAGAAUUUUCCACGAUUCCCCAGGGGCCUCCCAGGCGAAUCGCUCCACAGAUAUAUUUAUUUAUGCGCGUAUUAGUAUUUAUGUAGGUGCGUACCUACAGGCCGUGGCACCCCGCGGCUCUCGAGGCGUGGAUGCUUCAACCGGUAUUUGUUAUUCUAAUGUCGCAUUAUAUAUUUGUUUGGGGGCGUGGGCGAGUAACCCGAAGUGUGAAACACGUUGUAACGCGUAGCUGGUCCUCCUGGAAUUCCAUCCUGUCGCCUCGGUUCCGGCUCGACGACCGCCGUCUCUUAACCAGCCAGCAGAGCGGCUCUUCUCGGCGCUCCUACGCGCUCUACUCGAAAAACCUUAUCGUCGAUUCGACGAGACGAGAUUUCUUCGACAAAAGACGAUGAAACAGCCGUGGCGGUGGCUUCUCGCGCGCCUGGACACCGCGGACAAUUUAUUCCCCUUAUAAUCCGUCGCUGAUCUCCCUGUCGAGCUGAAGGAACGCGAGCCAUCGGUUCUCGUUAAACGACCUUUCGUAAAGGCACGGAAUACCGUGAAAAUGGGCCAGUAUCUCUGAACCAGAGAUUCUUAUCUUCGGGAAUCCCGUACGAACGCGUCCUCGAAAUUUACAACGCCAACGUUUCCUGCUUGUCCGGGCUUCUUUCCACCAACAAACUUACUACCGGUAGCGGCAAUAAAAUGCCGACUUCAUUAUGUUCGUCCGGCUGGCCACGCGUAAUUAAUACUCAUCUCGAUAUUAACCUUCGGCCGCCUUGGAAACCCGAGGACGGAUUUGUCUCGUAAUUCGCGGUUUAUCGCCUCGCUGCGUCAAAUAGCCGAUGCGAUUCACCGACCACCUUUGACAUCCUAAUUAACGAAUUAUACUCGCCACGUUGGAAUUCGUGGACGAACGUCCGCGCGUCGAAGAACUGGUUUCUACCACGCGUCACGUCGUCGCGUUACGCUUCGACGUGGCUUCGCUAUCGACGCGGCUGCUGCAUCGCUCCGUUUACGCGCUCUCGCACACGUGUACGGUGUUACGCGUCCUCGUUGCCGCGUCGUCGCCUAGACGAACCACCGUGAACUCGUAUAACCAUCGCGUAAAACCAUCGACGCUUGCGCCUAAUACGAUCGCCCAAAUUGGUAGCGCACGAUAAACCAACGCCGAAGCGAUCUCGUACGCGCGUACGCCGUCGUAAGAAACGACGCGUCGACGCGUAAUACGCUUUAAUCACGGGUAAAUUAAAAACAUCGAGCAGCGGUAUCGAUCGCCACAGCGACGUCCGUAAUCGCGCUCGAUGUUUCAUUCGCCGUGCACGGAACGUGGCCGCGAGAACGAAAUACGUACGUGUCUAAAAUCGGAUAGAUCUAUUUCGCAGUAGCGAAACGAACGUUUCACGUUUGCAGUUUUCGACGCACGACGCGGCCGCCUCGAGUGGGGUGUACGAUAAAGAGUUUAGUACAUCGUUAAAUUAUACGCCGUUUAACGAUGGCCUCCCUCGUUCUCCGCGUCGGAAAGAGCAAAAGAUUUAUCGAUUCAGUCGAGGCAGCGCGAUUCACGAAAUGUCAGGAAGAGCGAUAAACAAACACGCUCGAACCGGAUGUAAUCGCGUUUCCUCUUCGCGUUUCCUCCCUGUAGUCUCGAGAUCUCAGCUUCGCCUCGUGAUCCCGCCUACUUUCGAUUGCGAUGCGCAUACGUUUCCGCGGUUUCCAUACGUUUGCCCGGUGCAAGCGCGAUACGUGGCCGGGCGUCGACGUGAUCGCGUGCCGAUAGCUUUCUCGCGAUCGUUAUCGCGGCUAACUCCGUCCGGUUUCUCGACUAUCCGCGCUCGUCGCGUUAUUACCACAGUAACACGGUCGUUUUCUCUAGGUCGUCGAGCCGUCGACGACCACGGCCAGCGAUCUUCCAUCCCGUACGAGUCUACGAUAGCUGCGCUAGCUAUAGCUACGCGUGCCGUCCUGCUGAUCGAGUGGAAUUUUCGUGUUUGCUGUCGGGUAUUUGGAGGUCGCGUUACCAUCGGCAAAAUUGCUCGCACGAUACGAUGGCUGGCGAUUUCGUUACAGACUGUCGCGGUGUGUCGCUCGCAGCGUUCGCCAUGCAAAUUUGUCCACCACGACAGCCGUUCGAUAAUUGGCUGCGAUUUGUUAUUGGAUAAAUUCCCGGCCACGGAUCGACGUCGAUACCUAGCGGUAGCGGCUGGCCGUUUAAAGAAUCGAUUUCAAAAAGAUAGCGGUCGCGCGUCGAUCGCUCGACCCUGCUGUACCUAUCCUGCCAAUCGGCCAAGUUAAAACGCUUGGAGAAUCGCUAUCGCUGCCAGCUACUAACAGAGAACACACCCACGACAACGAGAAUGUUUCUCAGCCACAUGAGUUAUUCAUGACGUACCUAUAUAGUUCUCCACUUUGUCACUUACACGCGUUCUAACGCCACGCAUGUCUCUCUCUCUCUCUCUCUCUCUCUCUCUCUCUAUUUCCUGUUCUCUUCCUCGUUUCUAUUUAUUUAUCUAUUUACGUAUUUAUUUAUUUAUCUGUAGCCAGAGGUGAGGCUAUUAGAAUACACGUUUUGUUUCGCAGGGACCAACCGCUCCGAUCUUUACCAGAAUCUCAUCCCACCCCCUGUCGUUCUUCGUCUUUGUCCUUUUCCUUCGUCUCGCUACUUUCGAGCCCACGCAUCGUAAUCUCGUUGAUGCGCGUUGCAGCGGAGAAAAAAGGAACGCGGAGGAGGAAUGUGUCGCGCGCGGCAUGUGGCCGCAUUAUGUACGCUUAGCGUGCGCGCGAUCGGAACUUGCGAAGAGCGCUAGCGAGAAGUGCUUGCUAUACGCGCGCCUACGGGCUUUUCGGCGAUUCGUAUCUGCUUUAAUUUGAAUAAUCGUUGCUCGUUGCUACGGUUCGCUCGGAAUCGUAUCUCCCGCGCGGCUUUAUCCCAUCCGUGGCAGAUGCUCGCACGAGUAAGUAAGUACGCGUUCGUGGUCGUCUGGACGCGACGGUUCGCUCGUUCCGAAGCGAAAGCGCUCGAAAAGGCGGCCGACGACCGGAGAAGAGAGUCGGCUCUCUGCGUAUACAGGCUCGCAAGCGGUUUACGUUUUCCACGCCGGCAGAUUCGAUUCCCUACUUGGGGCAUGGAAAAGCUGGCGCCGCGACGCACUCGACGGCCGACCGAGUCCUUGAGAUCGCUCUCUUUCCCUCUCUCGGCUAACCGUGUGAUCCGCUGUCCCUUUGGAGAGGCGCGUCUACGUCUCUUCUUCCUUUCCGCUUUCAACGUUUCGACCAAGCUGGUCCUCUUUGCUCUUCCCUCGACAUCGUCUCCUCGUUAUCGCAGCCACGAACAGUAAUUUCGUUGUUAUUAUUAGGAACGCCCGAAGGGGCGAGGGAAAGAAACCGUGUGUUUACCCUCUCCAGAAGCCACUCGAGAAGCCGAGAAGCUCGUGCCAUGAAAGAUUCUAGUUUAUCCUUCGUUCACGACAUCGCUGGAUACGCUCUGCUCUGUUCUGCUGCGUGCGUAAUUGCUGCGAUUUCAACGAGCGCCUUUGUCGGUUUUCCUUUCAUCCAUCGAUAGCCCUCUUGUAUCCGCUCCGUAGCUCCGUUUUCUCCAGUAGCUUCCAACGUCCAACUCUCGCGACGAUGCUUCCGUAUCGCCUUGUCGAAUUCGUUUAUCGCAUCGAUCGCGUUACAGAGUUUCGCGCGACAUUUGCAAUUUGCAUCGGCCGCGUCCUGACAACGACGACGGCCCGUACGUCGGAGAGUCAGCCGUGCCACCGAAUUCGAGUGUAUACAGCGUGGGUGGCCUGCCACCUCUACCGUCUCUACCUUCCUCCGCCAACGGUAACCACAACUACCAGCGGCCAGGCGUGCAGCUCGCGCAGCCUCUCCUCUCUUCCGAUGAUGAAUGACUUUCGUGUACUUCUCCGUUGCGUCGUACCGUGCGGCUCUCGGACGCGAUACCACCCCGUGUCUUCGCACUCCAUCUGCCACGUCCAGUCUCGUUCCUUCCUUCCUACCUUCCUUUCCCUUCGCGAUUUUCCUUUCCUCGCUGUACCUUGAUUUAUGUACGUGUUUUUCCUUUUUCCGUGCGCUCGAGUUCGCCCGCCUCUUCCCCUCUCGCACCCUCUUGCCUCACCGAGACGUGGACUUUUUUCUCGCUCGAAGGUAAGAAGGGCGAACGAGAAGGCACAGGGUCCUCGCCGUCCUAGUUGAGACGUAGUUGUUCGAUCGUAAUCGCGCAGGUAGUUUACGUUCGAGGUUUGGUAAAAUUCGGCCUGGUCGGAAGUUACGCGUAUACACGAGAAACUCAGUUAAGUGGAUACAGUCGUAGCCUGUUAAACGGCGAGUUUCACCACGGGUGACGAAUUUGAAAGGAAACGGUGACACCUCGGAGCAUCCGCAACCGCCUUAAAAACAUUCGAAUGCCAAAGCAAACGGGGGGUCCAGGACAGCUCGUUCCUGCGGUUCGUUCCAAGACUCCUCCAGCAUGCCGCGUCUUUUCAGCUACCUGAAGAAGAGACAGGGCGAACGAGACGAGGAGAAGAGGAGAGGAGGAGAGAGAGAGAGAGAGAGAGAGAGAGAGAGAGACGGGUCUUCAUAUUUUAUACGGGAUGGGAUCCUUUAUGCGGUCGACUACGGGGGCACCCAGCGUGUCGAAUAGAAUUCAGGAGGCCGGUACACGAUAGGUAUUUUGACAUGCCCGAGAAAUUAGUAUAAUAAAGGGGGGGGGGGAACUAGGUAGACCGGCUAAGUGCCUAAACACACGCCGUAAAUCUCCCCUCGGUGCUCUCGAAGAUCCAACCAAUGCGGUAAAACACGGUCUUCGCGAUCGUGCGCUUCACGCUGCUGCUUCUCGGACACCGACAGCCCGGAUCCUCUGACGUUUGAUCGAUCGAGAUACGUCUACCGAACGUAUCUAACGGUCUUUAUCGCCACUAUGCUUCUGUCCCUUUGUUAGCAAUAGAGUUGCACGCGCGUCCUUCUAUCUCCUCCCCGCAGCUCGUUUUCAUCUUUUUCAUCGUUUCCACUCGACCGGUGUCUUCGUUCCCCUUUGCCCUUUUGUCUUUUGCGAGAGAUUCGGUUCGGGGCGCAGUUCGUGAGAAACGCCCAGGCUAUGGAACGAUCGGAACUCCGGCAAUCACUUGGAUCGACGAUAUUCGCGAACGUUCGGCCGUCCAAGAGUCGUUCCACGUUCGAGACGAACGCGAUACGUACAACGGGUCGUUGCACGUGAAAGGAUGGCGGAACAUCGUGAUGAUAACGAUAUAGGAACGAGAACGUCACCGGUGAACAUCGUGGCAACCGCGACCGUUGUGACGGACGAAGCGUUGCUCGCCGACGACGAGGUAGACAACUGCGAAGGCGAGAGCGAGGGGACGGAGAAAUCGACGCAAGAAGAGGAUGAAGAGGUGGACGUGGACGUGGAGGAGUGCAGCAGCAUCGACGACGGGCCGGUUCACGGAGUGCCGGAUGAUCUGAGCACAACGACAGCCUCGACGAGAAACUGCCAAGACGGUUACAACGAGCACGAACGGAAACACCGACUGCGAACCAGUUGCAACUCCGACGAGCUCCGGGACGUCGAGUGUCAUCUCGAAACGAAGGAACUGUGGGACAAAUUUAACGACCUCGGCACGGAAAUGAUCAUUACGAAAACGGGCAGACGAAUGUUCCCGACCUGUCGCGUAUCGUUCAGCGGAUUAAAAUCGGAAGGCAGGUACGCGGUGUUGAUGGACAUCGUGCCAGUGGACAACAAACGAUACCGAUACGCGUACCAUCGUAGCUGUUGGUUGGUCGCGGGGAAAGCGGAUCCACCGGCGCCGGCGCGGCUCUACGUUCACCCGGACUCACCGUUUACCGGGGAUCAGCUACGAAAGCAGGUGGUCUCGUUCGAAAAGGUCAAGCUGACGAACAACGACAUGGACAAGCACGGCCAGAUCGUUUUGAAUUCGAUGCACAGAUAUCAACCGAGGAUACAUUUGGUACGCUGUCGACAAACGGACGACAAUAAUCUUCGUAUAAGCGAUCUUCAGAAGGAGGAGCACAAAACGUUCAUAUUCCCCGAAGCAAUUUUCACCGCGGUGACUGCCUACCAGAAUCAGUUGAUAACCAAGCUGAAGAUCGACAGCAAUCCGUUCGCCAAAGGUUUCCGAGACUCGUCGAGACUGACGGAUUUCGAUCGAGAUCCGAUGGAGCUGAUGGAGCAACAGCUGGUGAGAUGCGGCGUGGCGCCGGUCAGGUUGUACGAGCAUCUCGCGAUGUCGUCUCCGGCCGCGGCGGCAGCGGCCGCGGCUGCGGCAGCGGCAGCCGCCGCCCUCGGUGCUCAGCAGCAUCAGCAACAACACCAUCAACAGUCGCAGCAGCAGCAACAGCAGCAUCAACAACAACAGCAGCAACAGCAGUCGCAGCAUGAGAGCUCGGCUCACGCUUUGCCCCCGUGGAUCGCUCCGUCGACGGCGCUCCUCUACGGAACCGUCGGCCAAACGCACCCUGGAACUAGGCCGGCGACCGGAACGACGUCUCCGUAUCCGACCGCGGCGACUACCGCGUCUUUUCCCUACCCCGCGGCCCUGCCCUGGCCCUGGCAACCACCACCUCCCGUCGCCAUGAUAUCGCGAAGAUCUUCUCCUCCCAGCGCGACCGCCGCCUCCCUCAGGUACACCCCGUAUCCUCCACCCGCGAGCACGCCUCCGCCAUUAAGAACCCGUCCAUCCACCCCCAAUUAGCGAUCCACCUCGGACGCUUUUCCUUAACGAUAUCGACGCGUUCUGCCAGCCUACUCGUUCUGUUGGUCGCGUCAAAACGAUUUGGACAGUCGAUGGAAGGUGUGGUAAACGCGGUGCAGCCAAAGAAGAAAUCCUCGAGCCAAGGUUUUGCGCGUCGAUCGGGGAAACCGUUGCUCUCUCGCGUUGCGCCCGGAAGCGUUCGCGUAGACGUUCUCGCGCCGAUGAUCGCAUGUGCGGCUUUCGUCGAUUUGUACAGAACGCCAGGCGUCAGGCAGUUCGGUUUCUCGUUCCCUCGACGUGCGAGGAGGAAGCAUCCCGAGAUCGUCAUCGCUUCGUCCAGUGUUAUUUAAGUUAGCUUUAGAGAAACGACCUGUACUUGUUUGCUCUCUGUGUACGCGUAAUAUAACCGGUAGACUGUCCGUCUUUAAAUUCGGGAAGCUGGAGGGUUUGCGUUGUCUGUGCGCCGGAAAAAUUCCCCCUUCCUUCCUUCCUCAAUUCCGAUCGAUUUGUACAUAAAAUAAGCCGAGUCGAAAAGCGACGGAGAAUGGACAAAGACUCGGCUAUAGUUGUAAUAUAUACCACGAUAGUAUUAACGCGUGUUUCCUCGAGACGGUGAUCUUUGUACAUAAAAUCUUUUGUGGUAGCGAGUAGCGUAAACGACGUAUUCACGAUGUAGCACGGAUAGAAAUAAACGAAUUUUCAUUAAAACAGCUUCUUUCAUUUUU
Molecule: messenger RNA, 13859 nt
Organism: Bombus huntii
Lineage: Eukaryota; Metazoa; Arthropoda; Insecta; Hymenoptera; Apidae
Product: T-box transcription factor TBX20-like
Exons: 6
Coding region: 11647-13134 (495 amino acids)
Biological process (GO): regulation of transcription by RNA polymerase II; heart development; cell fate specification
Cellular component (GO): nucleus
Molecular function (GO): DNA-binding transcription factor activity, RNA polymerase II-specific; RNA polymerase II cis-regulatory region sequence-specific DNA binding
Source: RefSeq, a predicted model, not a curated record